Molecule: messenger RNA, 1191 nt
Organism: Brachypodium distachyon (stiff brome)
Lineage: Eukaryota; Viridiplantae; Streptophyta; Magnoliopsida; Poales; Poaceae
Product: GDSL esterase/lipase CPRD49
Exons: 4
Coding region: 240-1016 (258 amino acids)
Molecular function (GO): hydrolase activity, acting on ester bonds
Source: RefSeq, a predicted model, not a curated record
AGCUAUAUUAGAAUCGUACCAGGAAGAAAGGAACCACAAGUGCAUGGCCUCCGUCCAAUCUACUUGUGAUAUCACCAAACAAACACUUUUGUCUCUCAGCCGGGCAAAGCCAAAGGCCCGCCGCCAGCUGCUCUCAACUCAACCUUUGUCUCCCAGCGUCGCUAGCCAGCUUAGGUCAGAUCAAAUCAGCAAGGUCGGGGCGCGGUCGGCGAGCAGCUAGCAAUCUAGAGCGGGCGGCGAUGAUUGGCCGUGCAGCAGGCCGGCCGGUGUUCGUCCUCUUCGGCUCCUCCAUCGUGCAGUACAGCUUCAGCAACGGCGGAUGGGGCGCCACUCUCGCCGACAUCUACGCCCGCAAGGCUGAUAUUGUUCUGAGAGGGUAUAUUGGCUGGAACUCAAGGCGGGCACUUCAAGUCAUUGACAAAGUUUUCCCCAAGGAUUCAGCAGUGCAACCUAGCUUGGUAAUAGUUUACUUUGGUGGCAAUGAUUCAAUUGCUGCACACCCUUCUGGGCUUGGACCUCAUGUGCCACUUGAGGAGUACAUAAACAACAUGAAAAAGAUAGCGGAGCACCUCAAGAGCCUCUCGGACAAGACCCGCGUGAUCUUCCUGAGCUGCCCACCGCUCAAUGAGGAGACACUCCGGAAAUCGACAAGCACAGCGCUGAGCGAGAUCGUGCGGACCAACGAAACCUGCCGUCUCUACUCCGAAGCAUGCAUAUCUGUGUGCAAGGAGAUGGACCUCAAGUGCGUCGAUCUCUGGAACGCCAUUCAGAAACGGGAUGACUGGGCCACGGCGUGCUUUACGGAUGGGCUGCAUUUGUCGGAAGAGGGGAGCAACCUAGUGGUGGAAGAGAUCCUGAGGGUUCUCAAGGAUGAUGCUGCAGAGUGGGGCCUGCACUGGAAGGCGAUGCCGACCGAGUUUGACGAGGACUCUCCCUACGACCUUGUCGCCUCCAGCGGCCAGUCCACCAUCAACCCGUCCCAGUGGACCUUCCACAGGAAAAUACAAUGGGACUGAAAUGAAGAGCAAGAUCAGCAUUACCUCUCUCUUCUGUAUGAAUGAUGUUGAUAUUGUGUGCUGGUGGUCUGAAAUUCAUGUGAUGGAUGCCUGGGAGAACAUUAUAAGAAUUUCGCCUUCCAUCGACUUGCCGUCCUAAAUCAAUAAUAAAUCUGUUGAGUUGAAUUGAGCUGAA